This is a messenger RNA of Pleurotus ostreatus (oyster mushroom), 1995 nucleotides long. RefSeq names its product FACT complex subunit (gene POB3). The record is from RefSeq and is a predicted model, not a curated record. Gene Ontology annotation, cellular component: FACT complex; nucleus. Lineage: Eukaryota; Fungi; Basidiomycota; Agaricomycetes; Agaricales; Pleurotaceae. The transcript has 8 exons. Bases 1 to 1995 code for a protein of 664 amino acids. Gene Ontology annotation, molecular function: histone binding; nucleosome binding; DNA binding.
AUGAGCCAGCCUGCUACACAAUUCGACGCUAUAUACUAUGGUCUCAACUCUGAGCCCGGCAAACUACGCGUGGCUCAAAGUGGGAUGGCAUGGAAAGGCUCGGGGUCAGAUAUUACAGCGGUUCCAUCAGCGGACAUCAAGUGGGCACAGUGGCUGCGCGUUGCCCGUAACUUUCAGCUGCGCGUCGGAGUGAAAGAUAGGAAGAAAAUAUGUUUCGACGGUUUUGUGCGGGAGGAUCACGACAAACUGCAGACUCUGUUGAAGAAUUACUUCUCGGUGACUCUGGAGACGAAAGAAGUGUCGUUCAAAGGCUGGAAUUGGGGAGAGACCGACUUCCAAGGCCAGGAUCUUGCUUUCUUGGUAUCUAAUAGAGUCGCUUUCGAAUUGCCGCUCGCCCAAGUGGCCAAUUCCAACAUUGCAGGACGUACAGAGGUUUCGCUUGAGUUCUCAAACCCUUCGAGCAAGGCCCCGACCAAAUCGUCACUCGACGAAAUGGUUGAGAUCCGUUUCCACGUACCUGGGGCUUACACGAAACCACGCGCUUCAGAUGCCGGUUCGCAGAAGUCGGACGAUGAGGAAGAUACCAACGAGGCGGAGAUCAGUGCCGCCCAGGUAUUCCACGAUAUGAUAAAAGAUAAGGCCGAUAUCGGGCAAGUGGCUGGAGACCUUAUUCUUAGCUUUGAAGAGGUUCAUGUCGUGGUUCCUCGUGGUCGCUACGACGUCGACAUGUUCCCCGACUUUCUUCGUCUGCGCGGGAAGACGUACGACUACAAAAUUCUGUAUACGAGCAUUGGUCGACUUUUCCUCCUCCCUAAGGAUGAUCAGCAUGUUCUUUUCAUUCUUGGAUUGAACUCUCCUAUUCGUCAAGGACAAACCAGAUACCAAUAUCUGGUCAUGCAAUUUAAUCGAGAAGAGGAGAUGACGGCGGAAUUGAAUCUACCAGAAGAGGAAGUCGCCAAGUACGAUCGCCUGAAGAAGAAUUACGAGGACCCCACUUUCGAAGUUGUCUCAGGAGUCUUCCGUGCCCUGUCAAAGAAGAAAAUCAUCAGCACAGGAAGCUUUCAAAAUCGGAACGGACAACCAGCUAUCAAGGCUAACCUCAAGACUGUCCAGGGAGACCUCUUCUUACUCGAGAAAUACAUCUUCUUCGUCUCGAAAUCGCCAACUCUCAUUGAGCUCUCGGACGUUCACCAAGCCGUAUUCUCUCGCGUUGGCGCGAGUAUGGGUGCCAACGCCGCCCGCACAUUUGAUCUCAAAUUCGUGACAAAGAGCGGCCCCGAAAUCACCUUCUCCUCAAUCAACAAAGAGGAGCAUGAAUCGACUGAAACGUAUCUCAAGGAGAAGAAGAUCAAGCUGAAGAACGAGCUGGUCCCAGACGUUGAUGUCAGGUUGGCUGCUGGAAAUCUAGAUGACGAUGACGAUGACGAUAUGCAAAGUAUUGCUUCUGAUGAGGAUGUCGCUCCUAAAGUCAAAAUACGGACUGGCGGCCCCGACGACGAAGAUAGUGAAGAGGAUGAGGACUUCGAAGCGUCUGGCUCGGAUAGUGGAUCGCCCUCGGACACAGAUUCCGAUGCCUCCGGGGCGCACACUGCUUCGGACGCUAGCGGUGACCGUGAUUUCAUGAAGAAGAAAGUGAAGGGUAAAGGGAAGGCAAAGGCGAAGAAAGACAAUGCCGCCGCCAAAGACAGCGACGCUGAGGAUGACAAUGUCGACAAACCCAAGAAGAAGCCUGCUCCUAAACCGAAACCCAAGGCGAAGAAAGACACUGACAUGGAUGUGGACGAGGACGGCGAUAAGCCGAAAGCGAAACCUAAACCUAAACCCAAGGCAAAACCCGCUGCUGCUGCUGCUGCCAAAGCUGGUCCGUCGAAAGAUGACAUGGAUGUCGAUGGCGAGAAACCACGACCCAAACCCAAACCGAAGGCUAAGGCUAAGCAACCACCUCCAGGAGAUGACGAACAACCUCCGAAAAAGAAACUGAAGGUCAAGGACUAG